Molecule: messenger RNA, 13226 nt
Organism: Xyrichtys novacula (pearly razorfish)
Lineage: Eukaryota; Metazoa; Chordata; Actinopteri; Labriformes; Labridae
Source: the annotation of a GenBank genome assembly
GUGACAUGAGUGCAACAUCUUCCAGUGCAGCAGCCAAACAAGACAGUAUGCAAAGUGACAGCAGUUUAUUUUAGAGACAAUGGAGGGUUUUGAGUGAUGUUUAACCUGAAGAUACCUCCAGCAUCGACAUGCAGCGCCACAACAGCGCCUCCCGUUGCUCCGUACAACAAAUGACAUGUCUGCUUUUGUCACCGACAGCUGAGCGAGUCAGACAGUCGUUUGGUUUGGUUUGCCUGUGGUGCUAACCAGCCAGCAACAACCAGCCGUCUGAAUGUAGAUCCGCAUGGGCUACUACGACUCUAUCUCUCCGAAUAACCCAGCGGAAUCAUAAGAUAAGGAUCCCAGGAUGGUCUUAGUGCAUGUCGGAUAUCUGGUUCUUCCUGUAUUCGGCUCAGUAAGAAACAGAGGUACGGUAUUAAUAUUCACAUCGAUUCAAAACAUGUGCCCUGUUUAUCUUAAUAUUCACUGCAGCUGUUGGCUAGCUAGCUCGAGCGCAGCCCUCGGGUUAGCUCGCGCUAGCCAGCUCCAAAUUCACGGUGAAUUUAUGCGCAAAACUGACCGGCAAAACUGCUAUUUUAAGAAUUGGCAACAGCGGAUACAUUCUGGACCCGAAUUUGUGCGGGUUUUGUGGCUGUAAUUGUGCCCGAAAACGGUUAGAAAUAGCGCCGUUUGAGAUAAGCUAACUGGCUUGUUGGCUCAGGCUAAAUCUUGGACGGGAAAUAUUUUCCACAAAGGAUUCCUCAUGCACUGCGCGUGCGGUGCGAAGAUAUUCCAUGUUAAACCCAACAGCCGCGCACGAGAAAAAUCAGUCAUAGACAGACAAAUCUGUGUACUUUUAUUGGUGGUAUUCUCAGCAUUUAGGUGCACUCUGAAUUCUCACGGUGCGCUUUCGUGCAUUUGCACUGUAAAAUACCGCAAAAUAGACGUAGCCUCUCCAGCCAGUCAGCUUAUCUGUGCCUGGAUGAUGUCAUUUGAAGAUCACCUUCUUAGGCUCGCGCUCGGCUUUUCUUCCACCCGUGAUUUCAGUAAUUAUUAUCCGUGUCAAUUGGCCAAUGUCCUAAUCGAUUCAUAAGUGAUUAACCCGGGGAGCGCCGACUCUCCCGAGCCGUCAGUCUAUUAUCAUUUGUUGUUUCCUUUUGCUGUUAUUUGCUAAAAGGCAAUUCAGCAGCUGUUUGUUUGAAGCUGCCGAAUUGCAAAGAGACCGGAGUAUGCGGUCACAGUGAAACAAUAAUAAAGCUACAGUGUAACAUUAAUUUCAUAACAGUGGCGUCAGUGAUUUCAUUGUGCUUUUAUUUCUGUUCUUAUUUCCCUGUUUCAUAGUAUGGAGGCUGGCUCUACAUUCUGCAUUUAUCAGAUCUUUGUCGUCCCCCCCAUUGUGUAGCUAAUGAUCAUCUGCUGCUGUGUGGUGUGGCGUGGCCUCUGCCUGUUCUCUGCAUUUAGCUGUAUUGUGAAUCCCUUCUUCAUUUCCUCUUUCCAUCAGAAGACGACAUUGGUAUUAAAAAGCACCCCCCUUCCCAAGAUGUUAUUCAGCCAUAGACUUUCCAUGUUAAGCAGACUAAAACAAUAGCUAACACCUAGAACAGAGCACCUUUUUGUCUUUUUUUCUGUCAAAUUGCUGUAGCACUGAGUAAACAUUUUAGCUCCUUUUUUUAGAUUAUCAGUUGAAUGUCAUUGUGUACCUCCCAUCCAGUCUUGAUAGACAACAUGCUGUAAAUUCCUGUAAAGUGGAUACAUUUUGCAUGAUCUUAAAUACUGCACUGCAUUGUUGAACACCAGAAUUUGGCUCAUCUUCCUUCUCUUCACACAAGGUGCAAUGUACAUGAUUAAAGUGACCCGCUUAAAAAAAGAAUUAAAAGCAUGCGAAUUGGAGUCUCGAGCAUGCCGGUAUUAUCGUUUGACUCAGCAUUUCAACAAAUGCUGUCAUGUGAUCACUUGAAAUGACUGAAAGUACACUGCACCUGCACACAACAACCUGCCAUAACUGUCUCCAUUUUUGUGUAAUCCUUUUGUUCCCUUUUGCAAAUUUCAAGCUUCGAAUCACACUGAAUUGUCAGGGAUGUUUGACCCUUUUGGGACAAACAAACUUAUCAACAUUUUUAAUCAAGCAAAACACGCUCACUGGUGGUUCAUCACUUCCCAAUUUUCCCCACUAACAUGAGGCCAAAAUGCUAUCCAUUUCACAGGGAUGCCUAUUUUCCUGCACUGCUAAAGAGAUCCUCUAUUAGUAAUAACGUCUUUAUUGUUUGGUUGUGGUCUCUCUUUACCUUUUGUUCUGGUAAUAGUACUUUCAAUGCAUGGUCACAUUUAUGAUUCAUAAUUUUUGUUUUUUGUUUUUCUACAUUGACUAGUGAAAAUCCAAUGUAAUCUUUCUGUAGUAAAGAUGUACCCUGCUGUACUUGAAUCAUGUGCUGUAGCCAACACGUCUGCUCAUUGGAUGCCGCUUUUGUUCUUUUUAACCCUAUAUGGAGCAUGGUGGGCCUUGCCUUCAGUCUAUGUUGGUUAUUUUUGUUGCAUGGAUUUAUACUAUUAUUACAAACAAACAAAGGAAAAAAAAAUAUUACAAAUUCCACAUUUACUAAUAUCUUCAAUAAAGAAUAUAGUGUUUUUCCUAACCUUCAGUGUGCUUCUUGCUGAUUUCCAUUUAUUGUCCUCCCUUUCCCUUGUCCCUACCUGCCCCCCUCCCCUCCCCUUUACCUCCACCCCCUCACCCACCUCCUCUCCCGCUGUGACAAAGAUAGACAAUUUCCACGCUUCCUCCAUCACAGGGCCUGAAUGAGUCUAUCUGCUGUCAUUCAUGGUGAUCGUUUUCACUGAGACGCUUGAAAACGCAGUGUGCUCCUUACAGUCUAGACAUGAACCUUUGACCCACAGUAUUAAGGUCACCUCGUGUCUGCCCGGCUACACCGAUGACCCGUCAGGCUGAAAAUAUUGCCUGGGGUCUCGCUCUUUGUCUCGCCGGGUUUUGUUUAAAAAUCCAUACUGCAUUUUUCAAGCGUACUCCUAGUAAAUGCAAUGUAGACUUUGCCAAUUUCCUCAUAAUUAAAAAAAAAGAUUUUCAACUGUUACUACAGAUAUUAUCAUCUGAUCCACUCUACACAUGCAGGUUAAUCUUUUACAAACUGCACAAUUUUCACCUGUAAAGUAGAGGGUUGGUGUAAAAUUCCCUGCUUCAGUUACAGUACGAUGAAUCUUGCUCCACUGCAGGCCUGUUAAAGCUGCCUCUGGCUUUCCUUGAAAGUUUCCAAUCAAUGCAAUUUUCUUUUUUUACAGGAACUUUUUUUUGCCUAUCAUUAAAAAAAGCCAGACUCACUUUUAAAGUUGAAGCACGACAUUGAGACCAUAUUGUAUUGCAGCGCAAGUUAGCCUGUCUUUUUCUCCUCCUUGAGUCUGCACAGCAGUCUGUUUCGCAGCAGUCGCCAAAUAGCUGUGGUUGGAGAGAGAAAAAAAAAGCAUUCGAGCUAUUUCCUCUCAACUCCUGAAUGUUAACAGGGGUAGACAACAAGUAGAGCUUUAGUUUAUGUGUUAGACACAAAAAUACACAGGGUUUUGUUAAAAAACUUAUAUUUAGUCAAGUAAACUUACCGCUCGGUUUAAUUUUUAUGAAAAGAGAUACUGUGUUGUACAGUUACAGCUAGAGACUUGGCAGAUUUAAACAGAUAAAUGUAUAUUGAGCAGACAGCCAGGGAUUCAAGGUUUUACUGCGAGUGCACUGACCCAUCGUCAGCUGCAGAGUUUACAAGAGCUGAGCUGUGCUGAAGACCAUGUACAGGUAGAUUUCAUCUGCUCUGAUCCAGUUCGCUUUUCUGUGAAUCAGAAGAACCAGGAGUCGAUCCAGAUGUUGGAAAUGCAAUAAAAGAAAGCUCACGUUUUGUGCGCAGGACCAAAAAAAAAAAAAAAAAAUGGUCGUCAUGUUCAUGGUACUUGUGGUAACCAUCAUUUUCCCACCCCCCCUCAGAAGUAUUUUUCACCCUAGGUAAGAGGUAGGGCUUCAUUAACAUGCUUUUUCACACACACAGUGACACCACAUUUCACCCACAAUUAAUUCCAGCUAAUCUCUUCCUCCGGGUGCCUGACUUCUUCUCCUUAUCCUCCACAGGAUCCCAUUUCAACCGGCAACAGACACAGCAGCAGCAGCAGCACAGCCAUGCUACCUCUUGCCGGCACUUCCAGUUAGGUCCUCAGGCCCCGCUGCCCAUGGACUUCCCCAUGCCCCACCCAGGGCAGCCACAGUCAGGCAUUAACCCCCACCUGGCCCCUCCCGGCCACCAGCAUGGCCCUCCGCUCCACCCGCCCCUCAACCCCUUACCUGCCCCCCAGUUCCAGGACAUCCCUGCCCCUCCCUUCCUACCUCAGGCAUUACACCAGCAAUACCUCCUCCAGCAGCAGAUCCUUGAGGCCCAGCACCGACACAUCCUGCCACCCUCCAGGUAUCAAUGUUGACAGUUAAUCAUAUAGUGGAAGUAGACCAUGAAAGACUACUGUAUCGCCGUUUUAUUCAAAUUCAUUUGUCUACAAGGAUGUUAUCAAAUGCGAAAUUAUUUGUUGUAGCAGACGCACCCCAGAAAGAGUUCCACACCAGCCCCACAGACUGCGGCCCGGCUAUGAGUUUGCUCCGCCUCUUCAUGUCCCUCCUCAGCCUGUGGUGCAGCAGCCCCGGUACCUUGCUGAGGGCACAGACUGGUGAGCAUGAAUCCAGUAAAAUCAAAGAGACAAGUAGUCUUUCCUUACUGCUGUAUCACUACAUAUGGAGUUUGUUUCGAUUAGUAUGCAGGACUAGACGUGUCAGUGAAACACAUACUUGGACAGGACAGUCUCCUCUCGUUUGUCUUUCUUGGCGUGACUGCAUCAAAGUGUCUCAAGUUCUGAGUAGGGAAGAGAUAAAAAGAGUUUAAGACCAAGUUGAAAUACAGCCCAGAGCGAAACAAGUCUUUUUGACAGUCAAAUUGACAGUGAGCAUUGUUAAUGUCUCGCAAAAGGUUUAACACUCUAAAAGUUUUAGAAAGGUUGAAACGAGAGUUAGAUAGCCGCUCACAGGAGCUCAAAAGUUUCAAGGUCAUUGUGCUUUUAAUAGAAACAAAAUUGUUCCAUCUCUCUGUGGCAGCUGUGCGGCAAGAGCUUCGUACUAACCCUUUAUUCUGCUAAUACAUGAUUUUGGGGCAACUAUUUAAACUUUCCUCCAGUUCAAGAUAACCGCUUAGAUUUCUUACUUGCACAGCACAUUUUAUAUCUAUGUAUGUUCUGUGUUCAUAUUGGAAACUACUUCAAAUUGCAUGAGUUUACUCCUCAUUUCUGGCUGGAAAUCAUGUUGUAGAAAUCCGCUAUUAUCAAAAACCCAUUCAUCAGGAAUUUGAUGAAGUACUGACUCGUGUGCCUCUGGUAAAUGUGUUUUUUUUUCUGCUCAGGGAUCUGAGUGUAGACGCCGGGCUGCCUCCUCACCAGUAUCACAUCCAUCCGCUGCCACAGCACUAUCAGCACUACUUGACCUCUCCUAGGAUGCACCACUUCCCUAGAAACAAUGCCUCAACACAAGUGGUGAGCGCCUUCUCGCCUCAGCGCAAUCAAUCAUGUUUGUCUGGAUGAACUCCCGACAGUUCUUCCCCGGGUUUCUGAGAUUGGAGUCGAUCCCCAACAGCUGUCUGAUGACCAGUGUUUUUAUCAUUUUUGAUUUGUGCCGCAGAGCUGACUCUGGCUUCUUUUAUCUGUCAUCUCCCAGGUUGUCCAUGAGAUCAGAAACUACCCGUAUCCCCAGCUGCACUUGCUGGCUCUGCAGAGUCUCAAUCCAUCUCGCCACGCGUCUGCUGUUAGAGAGAGCUACGAGGUUCGGGCUGCUGCUUCCUCUCUCCUCUGCACACACAUACACACAGACACACACACCAGUCUAAACUCAUUUAUCUUUGUUUUACUCUGUAACCAAUGCUCUGGACAGUCUCGAGUGUGUAACUGAUUUUCUUAUUUCCAAUUACUUCUAGUUCCAGAUGCUUGAAAUGGUCUGACUGCCUUUAAUCUUAUUUGUCUUCAUCUGGACAAGAUGCAAUUGUCUUUCGAGAGGCUCUUUCCUGUUCUUUAAAGCAGCACUCAUUUCAUUUUAUCACAAGGCUCCCUACUUAUAUGUCAUUUUGCACUUGAAUACUUUAUGAUAUAGUGUUGUUGAAUUAAAGGGAUGUUCUCUUUGAGACUUUAACCUCAUGGAAUUAAGAUAUGAAUAUAUGUUGUUGAUAUUAUAGGAGCUUCUGCAGCUGGAGGACAGACUUGGCAGUGUAAACCGUGGAGCUGUUCAAACCACCAUAGAGAGAUUCACCUUCCCCCAUAAGUACAAAAAGGUAAACUUGUCCUUUUUUUAACUUGUGUUUUUUUUAAUCUGGUAUGGUUAGGACUCGGCGUUAAGCAAGAACUCAAUCGAGCUAUAUGUGAGAGAUGGAAAUUGAAGAGGGCAACGGCAGGUCGAACAGGAUCAAAGAGGAAAGUGGAGGAAGGUCCUGCAGCAGUUCAAAGGUCAAACUAAUUUCCGUUCGCACAUUAGUGAGGCAGGUCUGCAGUGUGCACAAGUCAAGGCUAGGGAUGACUCAUCCAGCUGUCUGCAGAUAUGAACGUGGAAUGAAUUUAAAAAUGCGUCUACGCUGAAUGUGACCCAAAUACUCUGGGAAGAGAGUCGGAUCAUUCGCUACAUUCUGAGCGGGGAGAAGUAAUUGAGUCUUUUCCAUCUGAUGUUUAUCUUCAUCUGGGAAGUAUGAGGAGGUGACUCUUUCCUCCCAGUCUUGGCUUACAGAGAGACACCAGCGGCAUAAACACAAGAGCUCCCAACACGCAGCUGCACCACCGGCUUUAAUAAUUAAAGACUGUUUGGAUUUUUCCUGUGCAGAGAAUACCCCAGGACCUGAAGAUGUGUCUGGAUGACGAGGAGCUGGACACAGAUGAGAAGUGCACCAUUUGUCUGUCAAUGCUGGAGGACGGAGAGGAUGUCAGGUACAUUUUUACACUUUUAUUUCACUUUUUCAAAGGUGACAGUGCAGCUUAUGCGGGUGCAGUCAGUGUCAGUCUAAUGGUUAUUUUGUCAUCAAGUCAGAUUGACAUUUACUCCAGAGGAAAAUACGUGAACAGCUAUUGAAUUUGAUGAAUUGAAUGGACUGUAUUGUGGCCUCACAGCAUGGAGGAGUCUAUUAUCAGUCCUGGUCGGAGCCUCUCUGUGUGGAGUUUGUGUGUAUGGUUUCUUUCAGGGAUCCUCCCAUUGCGCAAAGACAUGUUUGAUAGGUCAACUGGUGACUCUUGGUAUGUGAGUGUCUUGUCGUUUGCCCACAUAUCAGGCCUGUGAUGGACUGCUGACCUGUCCAGGGUGUACCGCGCCUCUUACCUGGUGAUAGCUGUUGUAGGUAGUGUAAAUAGUGGAUGGAUGGACUUCAGAUUUUCAUGGUUCCUAACAAGAUGAACUGUGUUGCCUGGUUUAUUUUCGCAACAUAAACAGGUUGACAUCUGUGUGGAUGGACUUUUAUAUAUAUAAUGUUCUGAUGUAUUUACAAUACAACACAAGAACUUUAUUUCUCCCCAAAGGAAAAUUCCUUGAAUUCAGUCCAGUUAUUUAAUCGAUAAAGAUUAAUUAUCAUCCAUCUCAACAAGAAUUUUGCCCUAUAUGCCCUAUAUUGCGCUAUUAUAGGUUUUAAUUUCAUGUCCAGUACUUUGUAGAAAAAUCCUAUAAAACCUCAGCAUCCUGUCAUUACCAUGAUUUCACUCAAGGGUAUUUAAGUAUGACUAUUUAAACUGGGACGCCUUCAGAACCAAAAUGGUCAGUGCCUUUUGUCAUUAAGCUUAAAUACCUUAAAUCCAUUAUCAUGAAAAUGUGCUCUUUAGUUUGUGUAUUCAUCUGACCAAAGUAGAGGGAUUUCUUGUUUAUUCACAUUGUUUGUUUAACAUCCAGCCUCUAGAAUGCAGCGGGCUUAGACACAGAGUGGUACAGACUGAGUCUGCAUUGCUGCUGUUCAAAAAAACGCUCUUGAAAAUCCUAGAAGGAUUUCUCAUCCCCAUCUCGAAAAAAUCGCUCCUAGGCAACGUUAGCAUUUCACAGAGUCUUGUGAUGUGAGCCUAGUGUCGUCAUCUGUCAAACUGGCACGGUGACAGAGAAGUUAUACGGCUCUGUGGAGAAAGAAAAGAGAGGGAACAACAGAGAAAGUGAACUUAAGUUUUCUUGAACCUGUAAUUUGUGAGGCUGUGUUGAGUUUUGUAAAAUCUGAUCCACAGAGAGAAGUGAAAAAGCUCAUUUUAAAAAAUAAAUUCCUACUCUGGGUGUUUCAGGUUUGAUUAAAUAAGCCAAAAGUUUAAUGUUAAUGAAAGGAACUAUGGGAAAAGCUUACGCCUUUGCUUCUCGACCUCUCUGAAGACACACGAUCCUCCCCAAAUCACUGAGGGUUAUUUAUCUAUUUUUAAUGUAAUCAUUCUGCAAUAACUGACGAUUCUUAGUGGCAGCACUCGAACCAAAUGGGAAUAUUAAAGAGAAAUUUUAUCACAAGAAUGUCUCACUUGUGGAACAAUGAAGUUUAUCUUAUCUGUCGCUCAACAUGGUCAGGAUUUGAAGCAUGUUGCAAACAUUUUAAGCUCAGGAUUUGCUUGAUGUGAAGUUAAUAUUUCCAACCUUCCCCAUCAUAGUGUGGUGUGAAAUAGGGACACAUCACUUAAAGGUUUCUGCACCAAGAAUUAGGACUGUUCUGUUCAAAAGCACAGCCAAAACACACUUCCGCCCAGCUACAUCUUUGAAUUAUUUACCAGUGAUGAAUUUUUACUAUUUUUGCAUUCGAGCCAGUCAAUGAUUUGAUGAUCUUGUCAUUUAAUACAUUACUGUGGAGCGCUUUGUGAAAGCUGUUUUAUGUUGUAUUUGAAAAAGGGAUUUAUGAAUAAAUCAUGUAUUAUCCUUUUAAUGGUAAAUGGUGCAUGUACGUGGGAUAAAUGAUUGCUAUUAGUGCUAUAAAUAGCUGUGGAAGUGCCUAAUUACUGCUGCUCUGAUGCUGUUGGAGAACCUUGUUGAAGUGAUACAAUCAGUGAAUCGCAUUUCUUUGCUUGUCUCCUCACAGACACGUCUAAUGAGUGUCACACAGGCACAUAAAGCUGCAUGCCAACAAUCAUUGAAUCUCUUUUCCACCUGUAAUUCUGACAGAAAAAACUGAGUACGCUGAUGUGUUCUCGCUGGUUGUAGUUAGAGUUCUGAAAAUCUUAUAAAAAUGCUGUUAAAGAAAUAAACGACAAUUUAAAUAUGAGUUUUUGGUUUGGCUGAAAACUAAAUGACUAAAAAUGUCCCCAUAAUGAUUAUUCUGCGAUUUGAUUUCCUAUAAUUGGUCUGAUAUUUCAUUCUUAGUGGUAUUAAAAAGGCUCUUAAAGCCUUAAACUAGCACGCCCUAAGCUGUAUGAACCCUGUGACAUUUUCCAAAGAUCAGUGCUAAAUCUGUUUUAAAGUCCUGGCUAUGUCUCUAUUCCGUCUGCAGGAGGUUACCCUGCAUGCACCUCUUCCACCAGGCGUGUGUGGACCAGUGGCUGGCCACCAGCAGGAAAUGCCCUAUCUGCAGGGUGGACAUUGAGACCCAGCUGACCCCCGACAGUUGAUAGCUCCUGAUGACCCCUGCAGCUUUGGAUCUGGAUCUUGUUAAUUCUCCGUCGCCUCCCUCUGGGGAGGGGGGGAAGCUCUGCCAAACCACCCCUCCUUCCCUCUCCGCAUCUCUCUACAAGCCUGCCUUCUGAGACAGCUGUGACGGAGGGAUCAACAAAGCACACUCACCCGCAACACAACGAGGGAUGGGGGGGUUGAUGCAUUGAGAGUUGGGCUGGACUGAAGGUUGGUUGAAUGAGCAUACAGAUGUUAAAGGAAGGAGGAGCGGACAUGUAUGGACAGAUGUGCUGAGGCUUCACACGAUUCUGUCAGAUUGUGUUUCCUGUGUACAUUUCUCCAUACAGCCACGUUAGAGAAAGAGAGAUAACACUCUUGACUAUCAACCUGUGUGUGCUGUAUUAAGGCCAUUUCUCUGCCACUAUGUCUAAACCCUGUCCCCCCGCAGGCCUGUGAAAAAUCCUCUAAGCUGCACUCUGCCCAAGCCCUCAGCACAUCUGUACAGAACAAUUUAAAAUGAUUAGCAUGAGGUUGUUUGGUGUGAACUCUUGUAGCUGAACGCUUGUGGUGUAAUGGAGUAUAGUACUGACAAAGUAUUUACAGAGUAACAGUGUUGUGUAGCAAGCAAAAGCCUUUAUGAGAAAUAUGUUUGUGAAAAAGUAAUCCUACGGAGAGGGAGACCACAGCUCUACCAGAGAGAGUAUUCAGUGUGUUCAAUCAGUGGGGAAAGAGCUAGUUGUGUUUAAAAAAGGCCAAAAAUCCCUCUUUCUUGUCUAACAUGGUUUUUGGAUUUACAGUUAGUAGAUGCCAUCAGAGUUGAUGCUAAACCCGCUAACUGCAGGCAUGGCUUCCAGUGAUCUGUGUAGUGUCGUAGUCAGGCCUCUAUAAUCUAGAACAGAGGCCUCAGAUGUGCAUGCUGUAUGGCAGGCUUGGGCUGUGUCGUUAUAAUAUUGUGGAGCAGUAGAAAACAGGGACUGUGUCUGUGCAUGUGAACCGUAUACUAUGACUCUGACGAUCCCACUCAUUCAUAGAGGAGGACAAGAAUGCACCUAACACCCCCCCACCCCACAUACCCCCCACCCUCCCCGCACCCCCAUCCCUACUCAUCCAGAGUAGACCAAAGUUGCCCUUAGACACCGAUCUCACACCGAUGUAGCAUUUCUCUCCUGACACUCCACGUUUCAAGGAUUCAAAGAGCUGCUAGCAGAUCCGUGUCUAACUGCAACUCCUCUGUGUUGCCUCGCUCAUGUCAUGGCGCAAUCAUGACAUGAGAGGCCGGCAUGGGCUUGAGGAUGUAGUGCCUGAGUCUUGCCAUCAGAGUGACUAAAAUCUGACAUUUGUAUUACCUUUUACCAGAACCUUAUUGCCUAUCGAACAAGCACAUGUGAUUUCUAUAUACAGUGAAUCGCCUCUUGUCGUGUAUCGGCUCCUUUUUAUUUCAAUCUGAGUUGUUGCUCCUGCUGUUUGAUAAAAAAAGACUGUGUCUGGUGUUACAGGGAAAAUACAAACUAGUUUGCCUGUGAUAUUUGCUAGAAUGUGUAUGAUUGUCCCCCACCUCCCCCUUCCCCCAUGGUAGUCGUGUAUGGUAUUGCUAGAACAACUGUGAUACGUUCAGUGAUAGAAGCCGUUUUCUCUUUAUCAUGCAUGAACCAUGUCGGCGUAGUUCACUUGAAGGAGGGUGAAAGGGAGAAAAAGCCAUCCAUUUGAAAAAUACCAAACAAUUGUUCUUAAGAUUAAUUUUAUUUCAACUGUCUUCUUUCUGCCAUUGUUUUCUUUUUUCCUUAUUACCUGUAUUUUAUUUUUGCUCACAUGCCAAUUUGGACAUGGUACUAAUAUGCCAAGUCCCUGUCCAUUUUAACCAUAGUGAAGAAAAAGCUGCAAUGCUGCAAAAACAUAUUUAUUGUUGUUCUAAUGUAGCUUGUGUUUUGUAAAUGCACUAUAAUAUGGAGUUGCCUGAUUUUUUGGUUUGGUGGUGUGGGUUCUUCUUGUCCUAGAUUUUGUGUUUCGAUUCAGUUCAAAGUAUUUUCAUGCUUCCUUGUGUAUUAUUGGAGGGUAACUUGACUGUUUGUGUUGCGUUUUUUCUUUUUCUUUUUUGUGUGAAACCUCCAUCCAAAAAACUACAGAUGGAUGAAAAUGGAGGUUUGCUAGUUCACAUAGAAUGCUGUGAUUAAAGAUGCCUUAAGUAUUUAACAAUCAUUAUUUAUUACUAACUGUAGCUAGCUAGCUAUUGUGGUGGAAUAUUUAAUGUCUCUAUCUCAUAACUUUGCAAUUUAAUCAAUAUAUUUAUUUAAAAUAACACAAAAUAUUAAAAAAAAAGAAUACCUCAUUAUGCAUUGGUCGGUGGGGAUGCUUUUGCAUGCCGUCUGUGUUUUCUUUUCAAAGGAGAAAAAAAAGAAACUUGUGAAAAUUUGACUUUGGGGGGCUGGGGUGUUUCCCAACACAUUUUCUAGCCAGCAUGGUGCUGUUGAUCUGGACUACAUUCCAUUAAUGUCACCUCUUUAUUUCAGUUUGAAGUCGUUUGUGUUUUUCAAUAACAUCCCUGCUUGAUAUAAAGCAGACUUGAGGGGAGUCAAACCCUCUUUUUUUGUCUUAGUAUGGCUCCACAAUUAGCUUGCUUUUGUUAUACAACAAUAUUGCUUUGUAUCCCAUAAUCAGUCAUAAUUGAUUUGAUCUUUUUCUUUUAUUAUGACCAUUUCAUCAUCAUAUCUGAAUCUCAAUUAAGAGCUUAUUCUAAUUUCGGACCCACAUAACGAGCGGUUUUAUUUGCUUUAUGUGGGACUUUGGGAAGUAUCUAACAUGCUAACUUGAGCCAUUGGUCUUAUUGAGCAAAUUUCUGGUGUACUGUGGUUAUACAAUAUAGAUAGCGUGUUUUACACCUGGGUAUAAUAAGCUAACUACGUUUCUCGGUGUGCAUUUCUUAUUAAUACUCUACUAAUCCUGCAAAUGAAUAUAACAUGUAUUGGAUUGGAAUGACGCUGGCUGGUCUUACUAUUAUUGUUAUUAUUAUUAUUAUUAUUAUUAUUAUUAUUUCAUUUCGUGCUCUCACUGGCCUUACCCCACGUCCUCCACAGUGUACCCCAUUUACUCCAGAGCGAACUGGACAGUAGCCAUAGUAUUAACUCAAGCUGAUGAACCGGAAUGAACAGUAGAACUUAAAGCACAAGCUUUUUAAUGCAUGUCCUUCUCAGGUUUUCCUAUGUGUAUGUGGGAGUAGCUCUGUAGACGUGUUUAAUAUGAUGCUGUACCUUCUUGAAUAUUUCAGAUGUUUCUUUGCUGCUGAAAAAAUGUUGAUUAUUAACCUGCCAGUGAAAAAGGGAUGUGGCCAUCUUUGUACAACACACUGCUGUUUUGCUGUAACCGCGCAAUGUUUUAUGAUCUUGAGUAUUUUAUAGAAAAGUAGAAGUAUGUAUCAAUAAUAUGAAAGCAAUAGCUAAAUCAUAAUGAAGAAUAACAUGAUCAGUGAAUAUUGUGGAAAUCUUUAGAUUCACUCUGGGUGGAUUUUGUACUGUAUUUAUUACUAAUGAUGAUGCAAAAAGUUGCAUAGCUUAACCCAAACUGUUCUGUCUCUUUUUUAUUUAUUGUCUUGUAUAUGAUCUUUUUGUAUGUGUUUUUCAAAUAAACUGCCUAAAAUGCUGAUGACUAA